Aspergillus fischeri NRRL 181 is the source of this 2631-nucleotide messenger RNA. RefSeq names its product putative cell cycle control protein (Cwf22). Gene Ontology annotation, biological process: mRNA splicing, via spliceosome. NCBI's taxonomy places the organism in Eukaryota, Fungi, Ascomycota, Eurotiomycetes, Eurotiales, Aspergillaceae. Bases 1 to 2631 code for a protein of 876 amino acids. Gene Ontology annotation, cellular component: catalytic step 2 spliceosome. The record is from RefSeq and is a predicted model, not a curated record. Gene Ontology annotation, molecular function: RNA binding; protein binding. The transcript has 2 exons.
AUGACGGAUUCUGUCGUGUUGCAAUCCGCCGUUCGCGUGCCUACACCUCCUCCAGGCACCUCAUACUCUCCACAGCCCUCAGCUUCGCGAAAACGCUCUCCUCCAUCUCGGUCGCCUUCCCCUCGUCGCCGUCGGUCGCCACCUGGUGACUCGCUGAAGGAAGAUGGCGAUGCACCACGUAUCGAUCCCGAGCGUGCGAUCGAAAGAGAGCGCCAGCUGGCCGAACGCCUUCGUCAGCAUGAGAAGCAGGAAGCUGCGCGGAAGCCCAUGACGGAGGAGGAGAAGCAAGCUGCCGCCAAAGCUGAGUAUGAAAAAUUGUUGAAUAUGCGAUCUGGGGGCACAUACAUACCACCAGCUCGAUUGCGCGCGCUGCAGGCCCAGAUCACGGAUAAGAACAGCAAAGAAUACCAGCGUAUGGCAUGGGAAGCUUUGAAGAAAUCCAUCAACGGUCUGAUCAACAAGGUCAAUGUGUCCAACAUCAAGUUUAUCGUUCCCGAGCUCUUUGGGGAGAACCUGGUCCGUGGCCGAGGGUUGUUCUGCAGGAGCAUCAUGAAGGCGCAAGCGGCGAGUUUACCGUUUACCCCGAUCUACGCCGCGAUGGCGGCCAUUGUCAAUACCAAGCUGCCUCAAGUCGGCGAAUUGCUGCUCAACAGAUUGAUUGUUCAAUUUCGAAAAGCAUUCAAGCGAAACGAUAAGGCCGUCUGCAUCUCAUCCACCACAUUCAUUGCGCAUCUGUGUAACCAGCAAGUCGCUCACGAGAUGCUUGCUGCCCAGAUUCUCCUUCUUCUGCUACAUAAACCUACAGAUGACAGUGUGGAGAUUGCCGUCGGUCUGACCAGGGAAGUUGGCCAGCACUUGGAAGAGAUGAGCGCUCCCAUUGCUCUGGCUGUGUUUGAUCAGUUCAGGAAUAUUUUGCACGAGGCCGACAUCGACAAACGAGUUCAAUAUAUGAUCGAGGUCCUGUUCCAGGUUCGCAAGGAUAGAUACAAGGACAACCCCGCGAUCAAGGAGGAACUUGAUCUAGUUGAGGAGGAAGAUCAGAUCACACAUCGUAUCGGUCUCGAUGAUGAAAUUGAUACUCAAGAUGGCCUCAAUGUCUUCAAAUACGAUCCUCAGUGGGAGGAGCACGAAGAGGCGUACAAGAAGCUCAAGGCCGAAAUUCUUGGCGAGGGUAGCGAUGAUGAAGAAGGUGAGGACGAAACCGACGAGAGUUCUGAUGAGGAAGAGGAGGAAGAACGACAGAUGGAGAUCAAGGAUCAGAGCAAUACAGAUCUCGUCAAUCUCCGGCGAACAAUCUACUUGACUAUCAUGUCCAGUAUCGACUUUGAAGAAUGUUGCCACAAACUCAUGAAGAUCUCGUUGCCGCCUGGCCUGGAGCCAGAACUCCCCUCGAUGGUCAUCGAAUGCUGUUCCCAGGAGCGAACAUACUCGAAAUUCUACGGCUUGAUUGGAGAGCGAUUUGCGAAAAUCAACCGUUUAUGGUCUGAUCUUUUCGAAGCCGCCUUCGCCAAGUAUUACGAUACAAUCCAUCGAUACGAAACCAAUCGUCUGCGCAAUAUAGCCCGUUUCUUUGGCCAUAUGCUGAGCACAGACGCCAUCGGCUGGCAUGUCAUGUCUGUCAUUCACCUCAAUGAAGACGAGACGACCUCUAGCAGCCGUAUCUUCAUCAAGAUUCUGUUCCAGGACCUAGGGGAACAUCUUGGCCUUGCAAAGUUGCAGGAGCGCAUGAGAGAUGAAAUUCUGCGGCCCAGCUUCGAGGGACUUUUCCCUCUGGACAACCCUCGCAACACCCGCUUUUCCAUCAAUUACUUCACGAGUAUCGGCUUUGGUAUUCUGACGGAAGACAUGCGGGAACACUUGAAGAAUCUUCCCAAACCGACUGUUCCUGCCCUGCCUGCACGCGACGCAGAGUCGGACUCGGAGUCUGUUCUUCUCGGUCUCGCUCGCGAUCAUAUUCGUAUUCACGAUCUCCUUCACGGAGCCGCGGCCGGCGUCGUUCCGUUAGCCGUGGAAGGUCGUACUCGAGAUCAGUGUCUGGAUCUUCUCGAGGAAGAAGUUAUACCCCAAGCCACAGUCGAUCGAGGUCUCCAGUUCCAAAGUCUCGUCGGCGCUCAGUGUCCUAUAGUCGUUCACGAUCGCCAGCUGGCCGAAGAAGGUCGUCAGUCUCUCGUACGCCACCUAGACGUGUCCGUGGCAAAUCUUACGACUCUCGCUCUCCUUCGCGAUCCGUCACGCCGCCAAGAAGGCGAACCUCUUACAGCCGGAGAGAUCGAUCUUACUCCAGGUCACCGUCACGCUCUGUUACCCCACCACCCCGAGCUGCGGAUGCAAGGGCGCGUGGUAGACGCUACUCCUCGCAGUCUCUUUCUCCUCCUCGGCGGCGUGCCGAAAGAAGUGUAUCCCCUCAACGUCCUCCUCCUGGUCGCCGUCGCCGUGGUGAUUCUUUGUCACGAUCACCCAGUCCCCCUCCGCGGUAUGCACGUGAACAGAGGCGCAGAAGGAACUCGAGCUCUGUCUCGGCAUCUCGCUCGCCUCCACCUCGCGACUCCGACAGGCGCAGGUCUUUAUCUAGGACUCCGCCUCGUCGGGGCCGCGCUUCCGACUAUUUGUAACAAGAGAAAAGCUCAUUGA